AUUGCAGCCUCUGCUCAGAGGUUUUACCCUGAGGAGCCCCUGGUAGGCUAUUACCUCUCUGCGACGGAGAUAUGAUCAUCCUAAUUUCCUUAUUUGCCUUGCUGUGGGAAGAGGCUGACGGAUGGGGAUAUAAGAAUGGCAUUUUCCAUAACUCCAUAUGGCUGGAACAAGCAGCAGGCGUGUACCACAGAGAAGCUCGGUCUGGCAAAUACAAGCUCACCUACGCAGAAGCAAAGGCAGUGUGUGAAUAUGAAGGCGGCCGUCUUGCCACUUACAAGCAGCUAGAGGCAGCCAGAAAAAUUGGAUUUCAUGUCUGUGCUGCUGGGUGGAUGGCCAAGGGCAGAGUUGGAUACCCCAUUGUGAAGCCAGGGGCCAACUGUGGAUUUGGAAAAACUGGUAUUAUUGAUUACGGAGUCCGUCUCAAUAGGAGUGAAAGAUGGGACGCUUAUUGCUACAACCCACAUGCAAAAGAAUGUGGUGGUAUCUUUACAGAUCCAAAGAGAAUUUUUAAAUCUCCAGGUUUCCCAAAUGAGUAUGAUGAUAACCAGAUUUGCUACUGGCACAUUAGACUCAAGUAUGGUCAGCGUAUUCACCUGAGUUUUUUGGACUUUGAUCUCGAAGAUGACCCAGCUUGCUUGGCUGACUAUGUUGAAAUAUAUGACAGUUAUGACGAUAUCCAUGGCUUUGUGGGAAGAUACUGUGGGAAUGAGCUUCCAGAAGACAUCACUAGUACAGGAAAUGUCAUGACCUUAAAGUUUCUAAGUGAUGCUUCAGUGACUGCGGGAGGUUUCCAGAUCAAAUAUGUUGCAGUGGAUACCCAAUCAAAAUCCGGUCAAGGGAAAAAUACAAGUACUGUUUCUACUGGAAAUAAAAACUUUUUAGCUGGAAGAUUUAGCCAUUUAUAA
Messenger RNA from Pteronotus mesoamericanus, 905 nucleotides. RefSeq names its product TNF alpha induced protein 6 (gene TNFAIP6). Gene Ontology annotation, molecular function: hyaluronic acid binding. The coding region runs from base 72 to 905 and encodes 277 amino acids. The transcript is spliced from 6 exons. The record is from RefSeq and is a predicted model, not a curated record. NCBI's taxonomy places the organism in Eukaryota, Metazoa, Chordata, Mammalia, Chiroptera, Mormoopidae. Gene Ontology annotation, biological process: cell adhesion; negative regulation of inflammatory response.